AUGGUUUAUUAUUCAUAUUUAGGUCCAAUUGAUGGUUCUAAAGAAUAUUUAAAAUAUGUAUGGUACUAUCAACGAUAUCAACCUAAAUAUCAAAUAUCAAAUAAUCGAACAAUUCUCUUAAGUAAUAUUACUGAACAAAUGCAAGGUAAAUAUAUAUGUAUUGGUGAUGAUGGCAAUGAAAAGUUAGAAUUUGAAAUGACAUUACAUAUAUUAAACCAAAAUAAAACAAAGAAUAAUAAUUCAUUUCAUAUUAUCAUUAUAUUAAUUCUUAUUAUUUGUCUUGUCUUAUUCUGUUUUAUAAUAUCUCUUAUAAUAUAUUUUUUAUUAAAAAUAAAAUCUUCUCAAAUUUCUUCAUCUACGAAUUAUUCCAUACAAAAAGAAAAUUCUUUAAUUAUACAUCAUGAUGUUAUGGUUACAAUUCAACAUUCAACUGAACAUCAAUUAAUAAAUUCUCUAUGGAAUCAACCACCAUAUCAUACACUUGAUUACAUUGAUGAACAACCAACACAUCAUAUACCAUCAAAUGAUAUUUCAUCAAAUCAAUUAAUACAAACACCAUCAUGGAUAUGGAAUAAACAAUUUAUUUCAAACAUAAAACAACAACAAAAAAUACCACAUCGAUUUUCUACACGUCAUAGAAAUUUAAAUGGACAACCACCAACACAAUUAUCUGUUAAUAUACCAUUAAUAAAAUCUAAUAGUGAUAUAACAUCACCAUUAUUAGUUAAAUAUCAUCAAAUAUCUCAUUCAAUAAAUAAUAGUAUUAAUGAACAACAUAAUGAUAUUGAAAUACUUAAAAUAUCUGUACCAUUAUUAAAUCAAUAUCCAUUAAUAAAAUCAACAAAUUCAAUGAUUUCAUUUGAUAGUCAAUAUGAACUCGAGGAAUUUAAUCGAAUGACUUAUGUGUGUAUGGAUAAUGAAACAGUUUUUAUUGAUAGACAAUCAUAG
Molecule: messenger RNA, 948 nt
Organism: Rotaria sp. Silwood2
Lineage: Eukaryota; Metazoa; Rotifera; Eurotatoria; Philodinida; Philodinidae
Source: the annotation of a GenBank genome assembly